Messenger RNA from Rhagoletis pomonella (apple maggot), 3570 nucleotides. Its product is annotated as high affinity cGMP-specific 3',5'-cyclic phosphodiesterase 9A-like. The record is from RefSeq and is a predicted model, not a curated record. Lineage: Eukaryota; Metazoa; Arthropoda; Insecta; Diptera; Tephritidae. The transcript has a single exon. The coding region runs from base 1129 to 3570 and encodes 813 amino acids.
CGCUCCAGUGUAGACACAAUGCGAAGGACCUGCUGCUCAAGUGUUGGAAUUUAAAAUUUGGAAUUGUCGCUGUUUAUUGAACAUAGAAUAACGCGCCGGUUAGUGUGCGAUAUGGCAUGGACGUAGUUUGCUAUACUUUUAGCCACCCGACAUAAGCGGAAGUCGAGCGCAUAAACGCAAUUGCCGGCAGUCAGGAUAUGACAUGAAAGCGUACGAACGACAGCCGUACUUCGUUGGCAACAUGUAAAGGAAAGUACGCUUUUCCAAAACGAUAGCCACCAAGAAAUUGCACAUCAUUGUGUGCUAGACCAAAGUAAGGUGUGAAAGGGGAAAGAGAAAGCUGUCGACGCAACCAAAUCGAGGAAGUGAGUGUUUGAAUUUUAAAAUCUAAAUGGAAAUGUACUGUGACAUUUGCAUUUAUACACCACGCUACGCUGGACGUUGUGGAAAAUUACCGCUAAUGCCACAGCUGUGAGUAGAUGUUGGUGUUAUUGUACAUACAAGCGCACAAUAAUUACAACCGAGUGCACGAAGGAAGCGAAAGGAUAAUUGCACAAAUGCGCGGCUAAGUUGAGCGCGACUGAGGCGGGUUGUGGAAGAAGUGGCAGUGUACCUGAAUUAUACAAAUAAAAAGUGCAAAAACGUGGGAAAGGGAAGUGAGAUGGAUAAUAAGAAAUGAAGAAAAAAGUGAGAGGGCUUAAGGAAUAGAGUGAUCGGGGCGUGAAGUGAAAAAAGAAAUAAAAAAUAAGGUAUACAAAAGUUUAGUGGCGAAAGAAACAACGAAAAAGUGAAGUAAAUGGCAUUGCGAAUUAUGAAAAGAAAUUAAAAAUCUGAACAAGUGUUUCCUGCUGUUCACGCAGCUCAAAUAAGCGAACUCACCCAUUAGCGCUUUAGCGAAAGAUAUCGAAACCAACUGCCAGUGGAUCGCGCCUGUGUCCGUACGUUUUAACGUGCGCGCUGUCGUACCACCAAUCGUGUGCCAUCUCUCAUUCUCUGCGACUCUAGCUCCGUCUCUCACUCUUCAACUCUCCGUCUUACUUAAUCUCAACUGGCCGAGCGGAUCAAUCACUCAAUCAGUCACCUACUCAGUCCAUUGCGCAGAGGAUCUUGUGGCUUUUUGGCUUAUAAAUGUACAAGGACAGCAGCUGCCGCAGCAGUCCGCAGCCAAUACCGCCAAAAGAAACUCCCACAGCGAUAACUACAGCAACAACAACUAUAACGACAAUAGCCACAGCAUCAACUAUAACCACAACUAUAGUUGGGACAUCUGCCGAGCCUACGGCGAGCACACAACUGCCGCAACAAAGUGGGACUGAUAGCGUCGCAGCAGUCAAGUGUAAUGCGAACGCAGCCUUAGACGCAGCAACGCACGCACAACGCAUAAGCACUGAGUCAACAGCGCCUAGCGCCACAGAAGCAACGAUAGACACGAGCGUAGCGCCGGUCGAAGCAGCAACAACAACAAACGUAGCCACAGCCCCCACAAAGAGCAUCAGCAUAAGCACCAGCAGCAACACCACGCCCAUCACCCUCAGCCUCGCCGCCGAACACUUGGAGGCGGAGUACUACCAGCUCAGCUGCGCCUCAGAUUGUUCGAUUUUGUCAUCGUCGACGGCCUCAUCCGCAUCGCACACAUCGUCCAGCGGUAGCGGCAGCGACGACAGCGAGAACAGCGAAGUUUAUACAUUUCGCGCGCGCCCUGCCUUUCCUGCGCACACCUUACGCGCCAUACCCAAGCGCCGCGCCACCUUACGCCGUGAGUACGCACAGGCGCACGAAAGUCAAGAAGCGACGCCGCUGGACGCCGGUAGUCGACGCAGCAGCGCAGUUAGUGGCAUUAGCGGCGUUAGUGGUGUAAGCGGCGGUAGCGACGGCGGAAGCAGCCAUCGACGUCGUCGCAAGCAACAGCAGCGCGCUAGUAUUGGGGCUGAUGUACGCGUGUUGCGCAAAAUCGGCUAUAUUGCAUCGCGCGUGCGCUUUUUGGCGAAAAUCUAUGGUGAUUUCCGGUUGGUGAAUCCCUACAGUCCGGCAAAGCAACGCAAGCAGUUGCAGGACAUACUACUGCGGCAUUCGAUACCCGAUACUGAGCGCAGAAUCGCGGCGGCAGCGUCAGGGUAUCGCACGAAACGCUCAACAACGGCGGUCGACGUACCGGUAGCGGUAGUGACAUCGUCAGCGGCAGCGAUAACUUCAACAGCGGCGACUACUCCGCUGACGAGUAAACGCAGUCUGACGCCUGAUAGUUCCUUGGCGAGUAGCAGUUACGGCGUAGCGAAGGCAAGCGAGGAAGACGAUAAGACGCUGCAGGGGCAAGCGCCUAGAGCUGAAGAAGAGCCGACGUUAAGUUCUUUAGAAGACGACGAGGAAGAGGAGGAAGACGAGACCUCAGCCACUUACACGGCGGGCACAGUGCGCCGCAAGUCAUCCGUCGGUGCAGCAGGCGCUGGUGAGGAGGAGAGCGCCGCAUCAAAGCGUUCGCUUGCUGUGCUGGAGGAGCUGCUGGUACAGUUCUAUGAGCAGCGGCAGCAUCGCAUCACCGUAAUACGGCGGCGACAGCACAGUCGACGCGGCAGUGAGCGCGGCAACGGCAAAAUUGCCGCAGGCAGCAGACAGCAGUCAACGCAGCAGCAACAGCCACCACAACAACUAAUCAUUAUGAGCGGCGGCAGCGCUGUGGGGACAGACAGCAACGUCGCACAACAGCUACUGCCCACAGCCGCCGAUAUAGAGCAGCAGACAAAUUUACGUAAUGCCAAUAAUCUUUACAAUAGCAGUGACGCCGGCGAUGGCGGCAGCAAAGUUAACGUCACGGCGUCAGCAACAGCCAGUAAUAACCAGCAGGGCAGCUCAAAAGCUGCGUCUGGCGCAAAGGAAUCUAGUCAAUCACAAAAGCCGCAGCCACAGCCACAUCAGCAACGCAGCUAUAGCAACGCCUUUCUGCAGCCAUUCAGCAUGAGCGGUUGCUUGGAUCGGCGGCGGCGCGCCAGCGAUUGCUCAACACACCCCAGCAGCCAGCAGCUAUUACAGCAGCAGCUGUUGAGCAAUCAAUUGCAUGUGACGCUAAAAAACAACAACUAUGCGGGGCUAACGUCGAGCACUGGUGGCAAAUUUCCGUACCAUCGCGGCAGCUGCGGUGGCGCAGGCGAGCAUCUCUUAGCCGCCAAUUCGAUUGCCAAUCGCGCGACGAUCAUACUAAGCAAAUCGUGCAGCAAUGUGGAAGGCGGGCCGGCGGCUGCGGCAGCGGUAGCGACAGCAGCGGCGCUUUAUGGUGGUGUUGGCGGUGAUGCGAUGCGCAAGCUCAGCCUUGGCGGCCAGCUAGAAGCGUCAAGUAAUGGAAAUGUGGUGUCGCCGGCGUUGACGCCCUCGCCCACACAGCAGCAGCAGCAGCAGCAGCAGCAACAACACACCGCUAGCGGGCCGGGCAGCAAUGGCAACAAUGAAUACAACAUUGUGCAGCUAAAUAACACAAUCAUCCAAUGUCAUUUCAACGAUGAGGAUUUUCGUGCGCUCAUCAAGGAUCUGAAGCGCAAGGUGGAGUACACCGAGCGCAUGAAUUGGCUAUGUGAGUAG